AUGAACUGCGUCGUCAAGACGUGGCUCCUGGGGGUCAUCACCACCGAGCUAGCUAAUGCGGUGGUGGAGCAUGGUGCCAAUGCUCGCGCUGUGUGGCUCGCCAUCGAGUACCAAUUCCUCAGCAACCACGAGACUAGGGCCCUCUUCCUCAACCUGGAGUUCCGGCAUGGCAGAUGCAUCUCCGACCGUACGCUCAUCAUCAACGUCAUCCACGGCCUCCACGAGCGCUUCACCACCAUUGGUCUUCAUCUUCGACGCACUCGUCCCCUCCCCACCUUCCUGAAGGUGCGGAACGAAUUGAUACUUGAAGAGAUCACCAUGGCAAAGACAACGCCCGCUACUGCUCUCGCCGCCUCCUCCGAGGCUGGCGCCUCCAAGUCCUCCCCGUCCCAUCAGCCAUCAAAGCAGGCAGGCUCUUCCACCGUGGGCAACGACAAGCAGAAGCGCAGCAAGCGGGAUGGCCAAAAGCGCGACGGCGGCUAG
This is a messenger RNA of Setaria italica (foxtail millet), 483 nucleotides long. RefSeq lists its product as uncharacterized. The record is from RefSeq and is a predicted model, not a curated record. Lineage: Eukaryota; Viridiplantae; Streptophyta; Magnoliopsida; Poales; Poaceae. The coding region runs from base 1 to 483 and encodes 160 amino acids. The transcript is spliced from 2 exons.